CAAAGCAAGGCCGCAGAAGUCGGAACGAAGUCGGAACGUGCACUGCUCGUACAGUUGACUGUGACACGAGAAACUGUAAGGUUGUAAGAGGCAGCCGGAAAACGCGCGCGCCCACAACGCGAUACGGCAAUUACACAAUACUGUGCUACUUAUGGAACUUUUAUUUGCAUCCGAUAAUUUAGCAAGUGCAUAACCUAGUUAAAAUGCGCGCCGGUCUCAUUGUCUUCCUGCUGUUGCAUCUAAUUCUGCCGCUGCUCAGCUACGCCGACGCGGCGCGUAGCAUGAAUCGCCAGCAGUUGAAGACCAUCGAACGGUAUAUGGAUCCGAGCGCGGACCCCUGCGAUGACUACUACCAGUAUGCGUGUGGCAAUUGGCAGCAUGUGCACGCCGAUGCGGAGUAUUACGAAACGAUCGGUCUCAUCGACUACAAAGUGGAUCAGGAAUAUGCGCUGUUAUUGAAUAGUAUACGUCGGCGUCGACGUUUGCGGCAGGAACACGCCUUCGUGCGUAAGUUGCUCGACUACUACAAGUCCUGCCUGACAGUGUAUGAAUAUACACCGCAGUUGUAUCUCGAUUGGUUGCAGGAGCACGAGCAUUUGGCAUGGCCGACAGUUUUGCCGAGUCGUUCCGCGAAGCGACGUGGAAAAAUCCUUCGCUACGAUUGGCUGCAUAUGCUGGCUGUGCUGCGCAAAUAUGGCAUGAAUUCGGUUUUCAUCGAGGAGACGGUUAUACAGCGACGAGAUUAUGCGCGUGCUUCGGCUAUUGAUUUGGAUAAACCUGUGCUAAAUGGUGGCUUUCAGCCAAUGCCACAUAAGGGCUUCCUCUUGAUAAUGGAAUAUUUGGGUGUGACGAAUGAGGAACGUAAGAAUAAACUGUGGGAUGAUUUGCAUGAGUUCGAAACGAAGCUAAAGAGUUUGGAUUUUGUGGAGGACACAACGGAAGAAGGCCAAGAGAGCGCAGCAGCUCAGCGCGAAACUACAUUAGCAGAGCUGAAUAUGCCAUUUUUGACGCGCUAUUUGGAUAUCUUGCUAGAGAAGCCGGUGGAUCCUUACAUGAAACUGACCAUACAAAACCUGCCAUAUAUGCGCCUGCUGCUCACCGUGUUGGACGAGUAUGAGCCCGAGUUCAUUUGCCGCUAUUUGAUGCUGCGCUUUCUCUGGUAUCUGAAUAUCGAUGGACCGCGCAACUUUCUGAAAGGUGACUGCGUUUCACAUACACGCAGUAUGAUGCCGCUGGCGAUGACCUGGCUCUACGAACGUCACAAUCCCGAACUCAUCGAUGAAAAGUCACACAUUGAAGCGCUUUUUCAAAAGUUAUUGCAACAUUUUACACAAACACUGCACAGCAACGCCAAUAGAUUUGAUGGACACAUCUUACGUUUCUUGCAGGACAAAAUCGAUACGAUGCGCAUUAAGGUCGGCAACCUGCCACGCCCGGCCACUAGUCGGUUAGUCGAGGAGUUUUACGCUGACCUGCAAAUCGAAGCAAAUGACUUCUAUGGCAAUCAUUUGCGCCUACUGCAACACUACACACGCGCCAAGCAUAACCGCUUAAAUGUGCUGCUUGCACAGGAUGACUCCUUCUUUCACCUCGAGGAUCCCGAAACGGGCGCCAGCUCUUCUCCGUACUAUCUGCUGCGUUCAAAUGUGGUUAUUGUGCCGUUGACGCUGCUACACACGCCCAUUUAUCAUCCACAAAUGCACGAGAUCUUCAAAUACAGUUCGUUGGGUUUCCUUUUGUCGCACGAGAUCACGCACGGCUUCGAUGACAGCGGCGUUGAGUUCGACAAGCGCGGCAAUAUGCGUGGUCCCUCCGAUCGCAUCAAAUCAAAUCACAGGUUCGAUUUGAACUUGAGCUGUUUGCGUUUACGAAAUCCACAAAUUGUCGAUGAAAAAAUAGCCGAUGUCAGCGGUCUGCGCUGGGCGUACGAGGCGUACUUUCAGGGCAAUCAAAGCAAUCCUAACGCAAAUGCGCGUCCACUGCAUUUCACCAGCCUCUCACCGGAGCAUGUUUUCUUUCUCAAUUUCGCACAGUUCUUCUGCGGCUCUCCCGUCACCAGCUCGCGGGACCUAGAGUUCAGUGAGCAUGGCUCAGAUAAAGAGCGCGUCUUGGAUGCGCUAGCGAACUUCGCCGAGUUCGGACGCGUGUAUGACUGCCAAGUGGGCAGUCGCAUGCAUCCACCGCGAAAAUGCCAACUUUGGAGGUAGCAAAGGCACUAAGCGACGAAGCCAAGGAACUUCCUUGUAGGCUUGUGUAUUAAAACUUAAUUUUUGUAUAUACUGAAAGUUGUGUUAGUUACUAUUGAAAUUAGCAAACCUAAAGUUAAGGUGUAAAUAAAAAUGUAUAUAAAAUAAUUAAAUUUAAAUAUAACUAAAACUUAAAUUAAGUAAUUAAAUGUGCUGGAUCAGACGGAACCCUCGUAAUAAUAUGCGCGUGUGUGUUGUUCAACAUGUUGUCAUUGCAAAAUGAUAAUAUAAAGUUAUAUGUAUAAUAUAAUAUAUAGAAAUCAUAUGAAUAAGCGGUUACAACUAUACGCUAUAAAUAAACAAAAGCUUUGUUUAAUCAAAUAACGUAAU
Messenger RNA from Bactrocera latifrons, 2576 nucleotides. Its product is annotated as membrane metallo-endopeptidase-like 1. Gene Ontology annotation, molecular function: metalloendopeptidase activity. Gene Ontology annotation, cellular component: plasma membrane. NCBI's taxonomy places the organism in Eukaryota, Metazoa, Arthropoda, Insecta, Diptera, Tephritidae. Gene Ontology annotation, biological process: protein processing. The coding region runs from base 204 to 2207 and encodes 667 amino acids. The transcript has a single exon. The record is from RefSeq and is a predicted model, not a curated record.